AAAAAACGUAUCAGCAGUUUAAACCACCCGCCACUCAUAAGUCUAAAAUCAAAUCUUAAUUUUCUUUUGCGGGCUAGCAGUUUCUGCAAGAAGGCAAGUUCAACAAGGAUUCAGGUAGCUCUCUCUGAGAAUCCGAGCGACACAGCACCUCUAAAUCUCCUUCGUUGCCGGAGACUUCAACGCCAGCGCACCAACCACCGUCGAUUCAAGACUAAGUCUCUGUUAUCAUCACACCGUUCUGUUCACAGACAAGUCGUCGCCGCUCUUUUCUCCCUUUCGGUCUCUGCCUCUUGUGCGCCCAGCACCAGGCUGAGCGAAGCUCUCUCUGCAACAAGCUUUAUCUCAUGCCGAGACUCAAGCAUCGCAGAGACAAGGCACUUGGUGUUCCUGUGGAUAGGCUUGUCCAAGCUGCUGAUUCGGUUUUAGCUAGACGUCUCCGGAAAACGUUGGGUGGUGGGAUGAGGCAGAUUGGCAUCCUUUGUGCUGCUGCACUUGUUGGGUUACAUGAAAAUGUUGGAAAGCUGAAAAGUGAUCACAAGAAUGCUAGAACUUUGGCCGAUGGACUGAGUGAAAUUUUAGGACUCAAAGUCGAUGCCAGUUCUGUGGAGAGCAAUAUGAUAUUUAUUGGAAUUGAAGAUUCAUGGACUACAGCAGAAAAGAUAUGCAAGUACUUGGAAGAACGUGGUAUCCUUCUGAUAAAAGAGAGCUCAUCAAGGUCUUGUACUCUUGUUUCAGUUAGACCUCUACAAUAUUCAAUCUGUUUUACGUAAUUGAAAUAAUUGUUAACUUUUAAAUAAAUCCAGGUCAAGUACUGAGAGUUUCUCUGAGAUAGUGAGAUUUAGUGUUAUCAUAUGAUCCAUGCAUCCUAUUAAGAUGAUAUUUCAGUUGCUGUAUUUGGUAUCUUCUUUUUCGUGUGUCGAAAAUGUCAGAGUAGAAGAUCAUGUUGAUCUUCUCUGUUUUUUUUUAUCAGUGUAAUUUCUUAAGCAAAUGUUGUUUAUGAAUGUUUUUUUUUACUCUUUCCAUAUGUGAAGUAGUUUAUUCAUUUAAGAUA
This is a messenger RNA of Lotus japonicus, 1051 nucleotides long. RefSeq names its product low-specificity L-threonine aldolase 1-like. The transcript is spliced from 5 exons. Gene Ontology annotation, biological process: L-threonine catabolic process; glycine biosynthetic process. Gene Ontology annotation, molecular function: L-allo-threonine aldolase activity. The coding region runs from base 345 to 770 and encodes 141 amino acids. Gene Ontology annotation, cellular component: cytosol. NCBI's taxonomy places the organism in Eukaryota, Viridiplantae, Streptophyta, Magnoliopsida, Fabales, Fabaceae. The record is from RefSeq and is a predicted model, not a curated record.